Astrephomene gubernaculifera is the source of this 1914-nucleotide messenger RNA. NCBI's taxonomy places the organism in Eukaryota, Viridiplantae, Chlorophyta, Chlorophyceae, Chlamydomonadales, Astrephomenaceae. The record is from the annotation of a GenBank genome assembly.
CCUCGCUACAAUGCAAGUUAACGGCUGUAGGACAAUGGAAAGAACUUCAUCAUGCUGUUUCUGCUGUUGCAGACAACUCCAUUAAACAAAAGGAGAGUACGCGUUUAAUUUACACUCUAUCUUCACCAAAGCGCCAUGCUUUCAUCCCGCGCUCCGUCUCACGCCUUUUCGGCUAGGGCUGGGCGGGCCCCCUUCGGGGCCGUGCGUCCAUGCUACAGGGCGCGGCGGCAACUGCAUGUUGCUCGUGUAGCAGAUGUGAAUGAAGCGGCUUUUGAGGAGCAGGUUCUCAAGGCGUCUACGCCCGUGCUUGUUGACUUUUGGGCGGCGUGGUGCGGUCCUUGCAAGCUGGUCGCACCUUUAAUGGACUGGGCGGAGAAGGAGUAUGGCGGCAAGUUGAAAGUCGUGAAGGUUGAGCACGACGCCAACCCCGCGCUAAUCGCCAAGUACAAGGUGUACGGCUUGCCAACCCUGAUCGUCUUCAAGGAGGGUCAGGAGGUGGAGGGCAGCAAGCGGGAGGGCGCUGUCACGAAAGCGAUGCUCCAACAAUACCUCACAAAGAAUGGCAUCGCCAAGUAGAGUAUCGCCCGCCAGCAUUGUGGCGGCGUGCUGGCAGCGAUCAUGAAGUGACUGCCAACAUUGGGUUGCUUGCUGCUAUGGACGGAGCUUAGGCGGCAGUCGGCUUUUCUGCUUAGUGCUGCCCCGCAUGUCUGCGUGAGGGAUAGGUCAGUUCUGAGGGGAUGGUCGGCACUGCGGGAACCUCAUGGCCUGCGAGCACGGUGGGGCCAAGUGGGUCUCAAUCUUGCAGCGGCCACCGCCUCCCACCGGUUCCAAAGCAGCCGCUACAGGGUUGCGGCGCAUGGGGCAUUGGAGGGACCCGAUGUGCCCUUGGGAGCGGCCUUGUUUAACCUGUGCACAGAAGGGCGGAGCGCCACCGGCCGCGGGUUGGGGUUCCGGUAGCUAGUUAGGGGGCGUUUCUGGCGAAGGUUGGAGUGGAGUGGAGGGCAGUUACAGGUUUUGAGGCCGAGGGAGGCUUAAGGAGGGGUGAGGCGGUAGGUAUUGUCGUUAGGUAGUGAAGUGCGAGGGGUCUGAUGUAUGGCUUGUAACGGGGAUGCAGCGCACGGGCAGUAACGGGGCUGUCAAGCGCUGGCACCCUGUCAGGAAUGUAGCCAUCGUUGCAAAUUCCCGAUAACUGUGAAGCUUGACUUCUUGAGGAGCAGCCGUCCUAUUGUGUGAUGAAGCGUGUACUGGUAUUAGCGGAAUGUUUUGCAUGUACGUGAGACUUAGGCAGGGAGAGGUUGCUCGUUUGUGCGGCUAUUUUUCCGGUAAUCAGGUGUGUAUCCGGGUGUACGGCCAGCGCUGCAUGGGUGUCGUUGAAUCUGAGAAAUUGCGGUUACACUGCGCUGGCCUGGACAUGUGAGAGGGUAACGUGAGCGAAGGCCAGGAGCGGCCCUUGGGACGUGUCUGGUAGGGCCUUGGCCGUCCGUUCUUUAUGCAGGAUAUAUAAUGGUGCACUUUCUAAUUUCAAGCCCGGAGUUGGUGAAGCCCAGUUUUCGAGUGCGCCGCGAUGAGCCUGUGUAUGUUUUGCAGGCGCUGCGGGGGUUGGUGGCGACAGAUAGGUGCGACAUGGGGCGUCUCGGGCGUGCGAUGGUGAGGUCUGGUGCGUCGCUAACUUGGAGACCAGGACGAGAGCAACGCUUGAUAAUGUGAACGGCUUAUGCGGUGGGGUUGAUGGCAAGAGGUGCUGUUGGGUCAGGUUGGGCCUUCCUGCUCGGCAGGGCAGUUGGGGUUACGUUGGCCCUGAACAUGCCAGCACGGCUGGCAAGGGGGCCUUCGGAUGAACGCAAGCUAUGCGUGAGUAAGCUACUCACCAGACUGUGACGGGAGAUUGAACGACAGGUAAAUCUUACGAAGGAA